UGACAGUGAGGACGAAUGACGGAGCGGCGGCGGUGGCAGUGUCAGCCUCCGCCCGCCCUCCCGCCUUGCCUCGCCCCGCAGACAGCCGCCGCCGGGAGCUGCCGCGCAGGGCGGCGUGUCGGGGAUGCGGCGGCGCCGCUGCUGCCGGGGGCCCGCGGCGCUGCUGCUGCCGCCGCUGCUGCUGCUGGGGCUGGGCAGCCCGCUCGCCGCCAAAGGCAGUGAACAAACACAAGCCCUGGAUUGAGACAUCGUACCACGGAAUCAUAACCGAAAACAAUGACACUGUAAUUUUGGAUCCUCCGCUUGUUGCUUUGGAUAAAGAUGCACCUGUUCCCUAUGCAGGUGAAAUCUGUGCUUUUAAAAUCCAUGGACAAGAAAUGCCCUUUGAAGCUGUUGUGCUAAACAAGACAUCCGGAGAAGGUCGUCUUCGAGCAAAAAGUCCUAUUGACUGUGAACUGCAGAAGGAAUAUACAUUCAUCAUCCAGGCCUAUGACUGCGGGUCAGGACCAAGUGGAACAAACUGGAAGAAAUCUCACAAGGCAGUGGUCCAUAUCCAGGUAAAGGAUAUCAAUGAGUUUUCACCAGCUUUCAAGGAAAGUGUUUAUAAGGCCACUGUGACAGAAGGGAAGAUCUAUGACAGCAUACUUCAGGUAGAAGCCAUAGAUGAGGACUGUUCCCCACAGUACAGUCAGAUCUGCAAUUAUGAAAUUGUAACAACUGAUGUCCCUUUUGCCAUUGACAGAAAUGGUAACAUCAGAAACACUGAGAAACUGAGUUACGAUAAACAGCACCAGUAUGAGAUAAUGGUAACAGCUUUUGACUGUGGGCAGAAACAUGCAACAGAAGAUGUCUUAGUACGAGUUAAUGUCAAACCAGUGUGCAAACCAGGAUGGCAAGACUGGAACAAAAGGAUUGAAUACAAGCCUGGUUCUGGCAGCAUACCUUUGUUUCCCAGCAUUCAUCUCGAAACGUGUGAUGGACCGGUUUCCUCAAUACGUACCACCAUUGAGUUACAGACCAAUUACAUUGGGAAGGGCUGUGAUCGGGAAACGUACUCAGAAAAGUCUCUGCAGAAAUUAUGUGGAGCUUCCUCAGGUGCCAUUGACCUGUUACCAUCUCCCAGCGCAACGACCAACUGGACAGCUGGGCUUCUCAUGGAUAACAAUGACAUGAUUUUUAAAUUUGAUGGAAAGCAAGGAGCCAAAAUCCCGGAUGGAAUAGUUCCAAAGAAUUUGACUGAUCAAUUCACCAUCACUCUGUGGAUGAAACACGGGCCUAGUCCAGGAUUAAGAGCUGAGAAGGAAACUAUUCUCUGCAACUCUGACAAGACUGAGAUGAACCGCCAUCACUAUGCCCUGUAUGUGCACAACUGCCGAUUAGUGUUUCUGUUGCGCAAGGACUUUGAUCAGGCUGACACCUUCCGUCCUGCGGAGUUCCACUGGAAACUGGAUCAGAUUUGUGAUAAAGAAUGGCAUUAUUACGUUGUCAAUGUUGAAUUUCCUGUUGUUACAUUGUACAUGGAUGGAACAACUUAUGAACCUUACCUUGUGACCAAUGAUUGGCCCAUCCACCCUUCACACAUAGCCAUGCAGCUGACAGUUGGUGCUUGUUGGCAAGGAGGCGAAGUCACCAAGCCCAGAUUCGCUCAGUAUUUCCAUGGCAGCCUGGCCAGUCUCACUAUCCGGCCAGGCAAAAUUGAGAGUCAGAAAGUGAUUUCCUGUUUGCAGGCCUGCAAGGAAGGUCUGGAUAUUAACUCUCUUGAGAGUCUUGGUCAAGGAAUAAAGUAUCACUUCAACCCUUCCCAGUCAGUCCUUGUCAUGGAAGGAGAUGACAUUGAGAAUAUAAAUCAAGCUCUCCAAAAGGUCUCAUACAUCAACUCCAGACAGUUCCCUACUGCAGGCGUACGACGUCUCAAAGUCUCAUCCAAAGUCCAAUGUUUUGGUGAAGAUGUCUGCAUUAGUAUCCCAGAUAUAGAUGCAUAUGUAAUGGUGUUUCAGGCCAAUGAGCCCAAGAUUACAAUAAGUGGGAUGGACCACUUUGCUAGACCAGCUGCUCAGUUUGAAAGUGAAAGAGGAGUCAUUCUGUUACCUGACAUCAGGAUUGUCAGCACAGUCACUAAAAUGGAGCAUCCAAUGGACUUGAAAGAACAUGACAGAGCUAAUAAGCCAGUGCUGUUGGAGGAAAUGCUGCACAACUUGGAUUUCUGUGAUAUUUUGGUCAUUGGUGCAGAACUGGAUCCUGAACAAGAGUGUUUAGAACUGGAUCAUGUGGAGCUUCAAGGAAAACAUCUAGAUGCCACAAAUUCCACAGCAGGAUAUUCAAUCUAUGGUGUGGACAGCAUGCACAACUAUGAACUGGUUCUUCGGCAGAUUCGGUAUCGGAACUGGGACACUUCUGCCACCUUUGAAAGAAAGUUCAGAGUCAAGUGCUCAGAGCUAAAUGGACGUUAUACGAGCAAUGAAUUUAACUUGGAGGUUAACAUUCUACACAGCUCCAACUCCAACUUCAUGGACCAUGUAAAUCAUAUGAUAGUACAACCACAGUUUCUCCAAUCUGUCCACCACCCAGAGGCAAGCAUAACAACUGCUAUUCACAACUCAGUUGUUCCAAGUGUGGCUACUAUUGUUAUCAUAAUCUGUGUGAGCAUACUCAUCUUCAUCAUCACCUUGGGGAUCUAUCGAAUUCGGACAGCUCAUCAGCACAGCUCUACAGACAAUGAAGGAAGCAAAGAAAAUGAAAUGGAUUGGGAUGACUCUGCUCUGACUAUUACUGUCAACCCCAUGGAGAAAUAUGAAAAGCCUCACCAGACAGAAGAGGAGAGUGAGGAAGAAGACAUAGAAGAUGAAGAUGAUGAAGACACCACCAGUGCUGAAUCAGAUGACAGUGAAGAGGAGGAGGAUGAGGAGGAAGAGGAAGUGAUUAUCCAAAAGGCAGACAAACAGAAUGUCACCAGGCAAGAGCAGUUGGAGUGGGAUGAUUCAACACUGCCAUACUAACAGCCCUCCAGCCAUAUUGCUCUUUUGUAACAACCAAUACAAUGUUUUUUCAGAGUCUAUGAAUUCAUAGACAGGAUCGGAACUUUUGCUUGCCCGUAACUUUUGCCUAUAGUGAUCUUGUUGUAGUAAUUGAUAAUGAUAGAACUGACCCUUUUCUUACAAAGUUUGGGGGAAAACGUGUUACAAACAUACUGGCGCCACCAGUAAUAAGGUAAUCUAGAUCUUGAUCUGUUAGCAAGCAUAGUUCCCAAUUUCCUGUUUCUAUACCACAGAUAUGUGACAAAAGCCCUGUCACUCAAUCCAUAGAGGUUUUUGCCUUUGCUAUUUUUUUCAUACAGGAGAGAUUUCAUCUUGUUACAAAGAAUUACUUGUGUGGGUCCAAAUAGCAGUUGCCAUUUGACUUCACACUCUUGCAGUGUAAAAUAUAAUCCACCUUCAAACUGGGCAGAGUUUUAGCGCUACAGGUGACAGAGACUGAAUUCCAUUUGUGGUUUUGUCCUGCCUUCUUGGAUGUUAACUAUCUUUCUUCUACAAGGGAAUGUCUAGGACUUGUCACAGGAUGCAUGUAUGCCUGUGUAAAAGUGGACAGUGUACUUUUCAGGCAUGCUGUCAGAACCCUCAAGACAGAGAUUCUAUCCAAACCACCCCUAGAAACUUAAGAUAAGUUUGAAAAAAACAGCAACAAGGGGCUGCUAAUGGUUACAAAGAAAGCAAUCAUUGUAUGUCCACAGUUCGAGUAAUAUGAUCUUAUGCAAACUGUAAAUUCUAAUGGGACUGAUUUACUGAAAACCUGUAGAGCUGCUCAUUAGUUAUGGAUUGAGCAAUUUGCAGCAAAUCAAUGCUUUAAACCAUCUGUCUUGUAAAAUCAUUAGCUUGCUGCAGUAUCUUCCUGAAGUAGUGGAAAAUAAGUGACCUCAUUAUUCCAUAGCUGUAUAUGGUUGGGAUUUAAACAAUGAUUUUACAUGAGGAAAAUGUUCCCUUUUUCUUUAGUGAAUACCGGCUGGAAUUCCUGUCUGACUGUAUUCUGUAAAACAUUAUGCCCUACUUCUUGUCUACCCUCACCCACCUAGGAAUGGAGAAAGUGACAACAUACACAACUGUCAGCUCUCAUUCGUGCUCAUAAUUCUCCCUUAUUUGUUCUUCCUGAAGCCAUUAAUGUUGAGAAACAGUUUUAUAAAGUAGAACAAGAACAAAUAAAACCUACCUGGAACCAAAAGAACUGAAAACAAAACCUAAACUCUUUAGAGGUUGAGAGAGUAUUUUAGUUUGUUAUGGUAACACAGCAUAUUUUUCUUAAACACUGUUUAAAAAGAACAAAAAAAAAAAAGAAAGAAAGAAAAGAAAAUCUACAUACAGUGUGGUGUUAAGUCUGUGUGGUGUGUUUUUUGUCCCCUUAAUUCUCUUUGCAUCUCCAAAUGCUCUGCAUACCAAGUGAUGCAGCACUUGCUAGGAUAAUGUUCUAUUGGCAUGGAAGUGAACGCUGCCUAGUAGCUUGUCUGGUGUUUUUCAAAGCACUUACUUCCUUUGUAAUUUCAUCAUUGACUUUUGAUUUUGUAAUUUGCCGUUUUAAAUGAGCUGCCUCCUCUUCUGUCUCCCAGAGAAACAAGCAGUCAGUAAGUCUUGCCACAAAAGGACGUUCCUGAGCACCCAUGAAUGGUAGCUGGUCUUGCAUAGUAACUCAACUUGAGCAACCUUGAGGGAAUCCGUCAAUACUAAAUUAUCAGCAGCUUCUAGAUAUCUUGGAAUAUAGAGAAUAUAUCCCAUGGGGGUUUGGGGAGUAUUUUAAUUCCAGUUUCUGCAUCUGAUAUUUGCAGAAAAAGAUUGACAGCAACUGGACCUUGUAGUUUAAUAAGUAGGAAGUAAAUAAAAAAGAAAACUAAUUUUUCAACUAGCAAUUUUCAUGGUCUUUUUUUGUUGUGCCAACAAUCAUGCAAUCAUAGAAUUGUUUAGGCUGGAAAAGACCUUUAAGAUCAUCCGGUCCAACCACUAACCCAGGUCACAGCUAAACCAUGUCACUCAGCACCACAUCUAGACACCUUUUAAAUCCCUUCAGGGAUGGUGACUCCACCACUUUCCUAGGCAGCCUGUUCCAGGGUUUGACAACUCUUGUGGGGAAAAAAUGUUUCCUA
Molecule: messenger RNA, 5125 nt
Organism: Dryobates pubescens (Downy woodpecker)
Lineage: Eukaryota; Metazoa; Chordata; Aves; Piciformes; Picidae
Gene: CLSTN2
Product: calsyntenin 2
Exons: 17
Coding region: 378-2996 (872 amino acids)
Biological process (GO): homophilic cell-cell adhesion; positive regulation of synapse assembly; positive regulation of synaptic transmission
Cellular component (GO): cell surface; postsynaptic membrane
Molecular function (GO): kinesin binding; X11-like protein binding; amyloid-beta binding
Source: RefSeq, a predicted model, not a curated record